This is a messenger RNA of Papilio machaon (common yellow swallowtail), 2302 nucleotides long. It is a transcript of the gene slgA, whose product is annotated as proline dehydrogenase 1, mitochondrial. Lineage: Eukaryota; Metazoa; Arthropoda; Insecta; Lepidoptera; Papilionidae. The record is from RefSeq and is a predicted model, not a curated record. Gene Ontology annotation, molecular function: proline dehydrogenase activity; FAD binding. The coding region runs from base 103 to 1869 and encodes 588 amino acids. The transcript has 12 exons. Gene Ontology annotation, cellular component: mitochondrion.
AGCGCGCCGCGGCCGCACGUCAUCCAGUUGUCAGCCGGCCGCCGCACACGGUGGUUACGUCGCAGUCGAGUCGAGUCGAGUACCGUGCGCGGAGUUCUCACCAUGGCCCUGCUGCGCCGCCUGGCCUCGAAUGCGCCCCGGGGCCUCCGGGCUCUCUCCUCCUCGCCCCGGACCACCGACGAUCUCGACCUCACCUUCAACAGUCCCCGCGACGCCUUCAAGAGCAAAAAGACCAGCGAACUGGUGCGGGCAUACCUCGUCUACCAGAUAUGUUCGAUCAACUGGAUCGUCGAGAACAACGACAUGCUGAUGAAGCGGCUGCGGCAGGUGGUGGGUCAGCGGCUGUUCGAGGCCAUCAUGAAGGCCACCUUCUACGGGCAAUUUGUCGCCGGUGAGGACCAGAACAAGAUCCGACCAACCAUUGAUAGACUGCGCUCGUUCGGAGUGAAGUCCAUCUUGGAUUACUCCGUGGAGGAGGACUUGUCGCAGGAAGAGGCGGAGAAGAGAGAAGUCAGCGCGUCGAUCUCAGCGUGCGGUGACGCAGCGGAGGAGGGUCAGCUGCGGCAGUACCAUGUGGAGCAGCGUUUCGCUGACCGUCGCUACAAAGUGACCAGCGCGCGCACCUAUUUCUAUCUUAACGAGGCCUCCUGCGAAAAGAACAUGGAGCACUUCCUGCGCAGCAUCGAGGCGGUCGCUGGUAUCACCAAAAGCACGGGCCUAAUGGCCAUCAAACUCACCGCUUUAGGAAGGCCCCAGUUACUUCUCCAGCUGUCGGAGGUGAUAAUGCGUGCGCGCAACUACAUGCAGCAGAUUGCGGGCGGCACGGGCAACGUCCUCACACACCACAAAACCAUUGAGGACUUCCAGCGGUACUUCGGCGACCACGGCAACAAGCCCGAGGUGCAGGAGUUCAUGCGCAAAAUCACCUCGGACAAGGAGGGCGUGCUGCACAUAUUCCCGUGGGACCGUAUCGUGCACCUGUUCCCGUGGUCCAACAUCCUGGAUAAGGACAUGAACUUGUCGGACUCGUUCCGAGUGCCCGACCCUAAGACCGGGCAGAUGCGACGCCUCAUCUCGCAGAUCUCGCCGAAGGAGGAGGAGAUGUUCCGCAACAUGCUGCGCCGCCUCAACCACAUCAUCAUGCUGGCCAAGGACGCCGACGUGCGCGUCAUGGUCGACGCCGAGCAGACCUACUUCCAGCCCGCCAUCUCCCGCAUCUGCCUCGAGAUGAUGAGGAGAUAUAACAAGGACAAGUUCGUGGUGUUCAACACGUACCAGACGUACCUGCGCAGCACCUACCAGGAGAUUCUGACCGACCUGGAGCAGGCGCAGCGCCAGAACUUCUACUGGGGCGCCAAGCUCGUGCGCGGAGCAUACCUCGAGCAGGAGCGCGCGCGCGCGGCCGCCAUGGGCUACGAGGACCCCACCUGCGAGAGCGUGGCCGCCACCACCUCCUCCUUCCACCGCUGCCUCGCCGAGAUCCUGGGCCGCGUGCAGACGCAGGGCAAGGAGCCGCGGCUGGGCAUCAUGGUGGCCUCGCACAACGAGGACACGGUGCGCUACGCCAUCCAGCUGAUGAAGGAGCACGGCAUCGGGCCCGGCGACAAGGUCGUCUGCUUCGGUCAGCUGCUGGGCAUGUGCGACCACAUCACCUUCCCGCUCGGUCAGGCGGGCUACUCGGCGUACAAGUACGUACCGUACGGGCCGGUGGAGGAGGUGCUGCCCUACCUGUCGCGACGCGCCAACGAGAACCGCGGCUUCCUCGCCAAGAUCAAGAAGGAGAAGGGGCUGCUGCUGAAGGAGAUCGGACGCCGGCUGGUGAGCGGCCAGCUGUUCUACAAGCCCGAGGGCCGCUACACGCCGGUGUAGAGGCGGCGGCUCGCGCUCGCCAUCUUGUGAUACUUUUAGCGGGAAACUAAAGUUAAUUAGGAACGUAAUCCGCUUGUAGUUUGCCGACACUGAGUUUCCCCGCGACCCGGCGUGUUAGAAACACCGAAACUGAUAGGAAUUUAAAAGGAGCUAGUCUUUAUUUUGAUUAAUGAAUUUCAAACGUAGAAGUAUUAGUUUUCGAAUGAGGGUUUGUGUUUAAACCGUUUUUUAACAUUGUGACAGAAUACAAAGUUAAUACUAGAAAUGCAUCGGUUUUAUUGUAAACAGAAUACAACUCUGCGCCGAAUUUUUAGCACUUUAUUACUUAGCGGACAUGUAUAAGUGUCGUUAUCUCCAUUCAGUAUUACAAUAUUCGCAGAAACUAUCUUUGACUAUUAAAUAUUCUCAAUAUUUUCUAAUGUGCAGUUGUAUU